Molecule: messenger RNA, 1310 nt
Organism: Mangifera indica (mango)
Lineage: Eukaryota; Viridiplantae; Streptophyta; Magnoliopsida; Sapindales; Anacardiaceae
Product: cold-regulated protein 27-like
Exons: 5
Coding region: 96-884 (262 amino acids)
Biological process (GO): response to cold; regulation of circadian rhythm
Source: RefSeq, a predicted model, not a curated record
CUUCCUCCAACCACCCACACACUCUCUCUCUCCCUCCCUCUCUCAAUUAUUUAUUCUCUCAAAUUUUUCUUGUGAAGGAUUUAAAUUUUACAUGCAUGGAUAAUUUCAGGAAAAGUAAAACUCACACCAGUUCACAGACAUCUGAAUCUCAUCACCGGUCUGCAGGUCACUUUGCUCAAGAGGUAAAUAAUCGGAACUUGCAGGACUCGCCUGAGGCAGAAUCUAUGUCUACAGAAUGGACAGAUGAGAAGCAUAGUUUGUACCUUAAAUCUAUGGAAGCAUCAUUUGUUAAUCAACUAUACAAUUCCACGGAUUAUCUUGGAUGGGGCUCUUAUAAAAUUGACGCAUCAGUUAUCACACCAUCUAGGCAAAUACAACGUAAUUCUUCCGGCCAGUUUAAGGUUCUUAGAGGUGGCAGCUGGCAGAGGAUCAAUUUCCAAAGACCUGAUUUGAAACCAAAUAAAGCACAUGAUUCUAGUAAUCUUUUGGCAAGUCCAUGGAUCCGGCACUAUAAGUCUGCAAGGAAGCCCCAAACUGUUGUACCUACAACUGCGGGGGGUGUUUCAGGAACCGAAUGUCAAGCAACCAAAUCUAGUGGGAAUAAGGCUUUGUCCUGUUGGGAAGCUACUAGUUCAGGGCACUCUGAUGCAUAUCGCUCUCAUUUGUACCAUCAUGAUAUGGUUGGCAGCUGCACAGAGGCAUCAGAUCAGAACUUCAUUGAUGAAGAAAUUGAAGGUGAAAAAGCAAGCCGAAUGUGCAGCUCAAAGAAGAUGAAAACACACAUAAGUACUGCAUCAAGUCAUGAUCAGGUCGUUCCACUCCAAGACAACAAACCUCCCCUGAAAGAAAGUUGUCAAGAAAAGUGUUCUUUUGCGGCCAGAUAAUAAACUUGCACCAGCAGUUCUUAGAUCAAGAACGCAAUUGCUCGUUUAUUUUCUAACCUAAUGGUUAAUGCAGGCAAUUCUGUGCACCGCAUCAUGAUGACUAACCAAAGUUUAAAGCUAAGUAUUUGUGCUUAUGUUUGUUGUCGUUGUGACAUUUUAUGUCUAAGCCAAAGAAGGGGACAACUGACCUUCCUCUUUACUCUACUAUGCUAUCUGCAUGAAUGUAUUCUGGGCAUAGAGUUUGUCUAUAUUUUUUGUCUUUCAUUCGGUUGUUAAUUAUGCACGCACUGUGUUGGAUAUCUGAUCAGUUGGGGAAUUGGGUAACGUGAAAAUUUACUGCAUUAGAGUUUUUCAAUAUUAUUUUGUUGUAUGCUAUAAGAGCACUGUAUGUAUUGCUUUAGCAACAAGGAAAGAGGUUUUGAUGAA